Molecule: messenger RNA, 2066 nt
Organism: Manihot esculenta (cassava)
Lineage: Eukaryota; Viridiplantae; Streptophyta; Magnoliopsida; Malpighiales; Euphorbiaceae
Product: TVP38/TMEM64 family membrane protein slr0305
Exons: 10
Coding region: 347-1174 (275 amino acids)
Cellular component (GO): membrane
Source: RefSeq, a predicted model, not a curated record
GGAAAGGAAAGUUGGGUGAAGGGACAUAAGCAAGUUCGCUUGAUCGAGCAGCACGGCAGCACGGCAGCACCCGCACCUCCUCAUCUCCUCUUCCCCAAGUAAACGCAUUAUUACUCAUUACGUCAAUUUCCAAAGUUUGAUGAUCUAGUGAAGGUUCCAUUUCCUAAUAUAAAUACCAUUAGUUCAUCCGAUCGGCAUUUCCCCCUCUGCAAUUGUUUGCCACCGACCCCAAAAUCUGGCAAAUCUUGGGGGAUUAAGGCCUCGCCUGUCUCUUAAGCAAGCAGCAUCCGAGUGCGAUAACGACGACUACGAGUGCAGGCCUUGGCGCCGCAGGAUUUCUUCUUCUAUGGCCUCUUUUACCUGGGGUUCUGCUCUUAGGAUCACUCUCCUCCUCCUCCUCCUUGCUGCUGUUAUUUUCGCUUGCUUCACCCUUCCCGUCGAAAAGAUCUUGAAGGACUUCUUAUUAUGGGUUGACAAAGAUCUUGGGCCUUGGGGACCCCUUGUUCUGGCUGUAGCAUAUAUUCCUCUAACGAUCCUGGCAGUUCCAGCAUCUGUGCUUACUCUUGGUGGUGGAUAUCUCUUUGGUUUGCCUGUGGGCUUCGUUGCUGAUUCUAUUGGUGCCACCAUUGGUGCAGGGUCUGCUUUUCUUCUUGGAAGAACGAUUGGAAAAUCUUUUGUUGUUUCCAAGCUGAAGGAUUAUCCACAGUUUAGGUCAGUUGCAAUUGCAAUUCGGAAAUCUGGAUUUAAGAUAGUUCUUCUGCUUCGACUUGUUCCCAUGCUUCCUUUUAACAUGUUGAAUUACCUGCUCUCUGUGACUCCUGUUCCAUUAGGGGAAUACAUGCUGGCUUCCUGGAUAGGAAUGAUGCCAAUAACACUUGCUUUAGUAUAUGUUGGAACAACUCUGAAAGACCUUUCUGAUGUGACCCAUGGAUGGAGUGAAUUUUCAACUACACGUUGGUUGUUGAUCAUAUUGGGCCUUGUUGUAUCUUUGGUUCUGAUGCUUUGUGUUACUAAAGUUGCUAAGUCUGCUUUGGAGAAAGCUUUGGCUGAGAACGAGGAUAUAGAUAGCAUUUUGGCUUCACCUCAGUUACCCAUUGUGGCUGAUCCUGUUGUUGAUCUGAACCAGCCUCUCAUAGUCAAGAUAGAUGCAUCUGAAGAUGAGCAUGAAAAAUGAAACUCAGCAAUCGUCUUCUCAUGAAAUCAGGACCGUGCAAACCUGACCUGCCUUUUCGAGGACCCACCACCUAAUCAUCACAGCCAUCCAAACAAAAACUAACAGAUGCAAGUUGCUGUGUACCUUAUUUAUUCGGGACAUAUUGACAUCUACAGUAGAGAGUAACAAGGUUUAUUCAAAAUUUAAGGUUGCCAAAGAUUCUGGUUGAUGGAGAGGAACAAUUUUCCGCAUUUUUCUUCUCGGGGGUUGCAUUGAUGGCUGUCGCGAUCAUACACAAAUAUCAGGAUCGGCACCAGGAUCUGGAACCUGAGUGACAGGCCAGUGGAGCUGCAAGCUGAAAAAGGUCCACACAUUGAAGCCAGGCUCUUCGAAGAGACUGAAAUGAACCUAAAUGCGUGGAAGGAGUGGCAGUGCUAGUACUGGAGGUAUGAAGAGCUUGUUGUAUUACUAUGAUGAGAAGUGUCAUCCUUGUACUUGGGUACAUGACACUGGCGGUGAUUUCUCCAGGAUGGUCAAGCAGCAACACAUUAAUCUUGAAGACCUGAGGAAUUACUCUGAUAUCAGAAUUUUUAGGGAUCAUCAAAGAGGCUGCAUAUCGGUCCGCAAGAAACCUAGGCCAGAUUUUUCCUGAAUUUUCAUGCAAAGCGCUGUUUUGUAAGCUUGCUGCUUUGCUGUUAGUAGAAUUGAUGUUUCGAUUUCUUUUUUGAAUUUUCUUGUAUUUGUUGUUUUUCAAGAAUUAAGAUGGUGUUGUCACAUAUGGCAGCAUGCAACAAGAUUACAGACUAGCAUAGCUCCUCUGAGCCUUGCUUCUACAUAUGUUAUUUGAGGAUGGAAUCAAAUGGAGGAUGGAGACUUCAUCAUGCUUCAUGAAUUGCAAGCAUCGGCAUUUGGA